This is a messenger RNA of Durio zibethinus, 1160 nucleotides long. RefSeq lists its product as uncharacterized. The record is from RefSeq and is a predicted model, not a curated record. Lineage: Eukaryota; Viridiplantae; Streptophyta; Magnoliopsida; Malvales; Malvaceae. Gene Ontology annotation, cellular component: ribonuclease H2 complex. Gene Ontology annotation, biological process: RNA catabolic process.
AUGGUGCAAUAAUUGACUAAUUUUUUAAAACAAAAGAGGCUAGAAAAAUUAGUCCAUGGGACGCAAAAGCGCGGGAAAAAAAAGUUGGGUGCGGAGAAGGUGGGGAUUGAGAAGUGAUAGAAAAGCCCAAUUUUUGAGGUGUUGGGAGAAUUAGGGGUUAGGGUUUGAAUUGAAAAGGGGGAAUAUGGAGGAUGAGAGGGGAACUAUAGGAAGCAUAAACCUUAGUCAGAAAGAUAAAGAAGAGAAAGUAAAUCUAAGCAGCCAGGUCCAUCACCUCCCAUGCUGCAUCAAAUUCAAUGGUCCCUGCUCUGUUUCUCAAUACUUCAAACCCAAACCCAAAGGGAUGGAGAUUGAUGGGUUGGCAGUAGAGGAAGCCCAUUUUAGAGGAAGGAAGCUUCAAGGAACUACUAUUUCUCUUCCAAAUGGAUAUUCUGGCUUUGUUCUUGCAAAGAACAACUCAGGCAAGAGGAAGGCUUUUGAUGUAUCUGAAGGGAGGUCAGACAAUUGGGAAAUGAAAGCCAAAUUUGAUAAAUUAACAUAUUGGAAUCAUGAUAGCCCUCCUUCCAAAGAUGAUCCCUUCUUGCGAUCUUUCCAUUGGUUUACUGUUGCAGAAGCUCUUCACAAACAGUAAAAGCUGAAGACUUGGCUGCAGCCUCUGAUGCUGUGGGAAAAAACUAAUGGACCAAUAGUGGUAUGUGCAGAGCAUCUUCUGAUCUUUGGCCACCGAUUUUCUUAUUUGUACCGUUUGUUGUGGAGGAAAAAUUGAUAGGCUGAUUGGAAAUGUGGAGAAUAUCCUGUAAUCUUUACCUAUGAUUUGCUGUACUUCUCAUUCUUAAAGUAGUUCAGUCUUAAUCAAAAUCAAGAAUCUCUCUAGAGAAGAGCACAAUCCACACACAAAAAAAAAAAAAAUCGCUUCUUUUUUUUGUGAUUUCUUAUCUUUUUAUUUUUAUUUAUUUGGCUGAGCAAAAAAAUUUGACCGAAUAUAUAGUUAUUUCAAAUAUUACCACUUUAUUCCUUUCCUACGACCAAUUUUGACAAAGGACUCUUGAAACAUAUACAAUCACGUGAUUGGUGUGGCUGAGGUGCAGCAUCAGGUUCUCAAAUUGCCCAUGUAUAUAGAUGCAGUCGGCCAGCUUUAAUCCAGACGUAAUGUCAAAACU